GUGUGGUAAAGAAUUAAAAAAAGAAGAAUAUUUGUGGUGUAAUAAACCUAAUUGUGAUUUAAGUUUUUUGUUCGGUCAAGACGACCACGAACCAGAAACUUUAAAUGCUUAUGCUCCCCUUACCAAUUUUUACCAAGGAAAGGGAAUAAAUUUAAACUUACGAAUGCCCGAUAAUGAAGGGUUAAAAGCAAUGCCUAAGUUUAAAGCCAAAUCGAAAAGAAGACCCGAGAAAAUCCAUAUUCAUGUUGAAAAAGGAACGGAAGGGGGAGAGGGAAAUUUGAGGGUGUAUUUGAUUAGUUUGGAAGUAGAAGAGAAAACCAGAGGUAUUCCUCGUAAUAAAAAGACUUACUUGAUUCCGAAAAAAAUAGUUAAAAAUUCUCCUAAAUUCAAGUUUAAACAUGAACCAGAUUAUUUAAUUCUAAAAAAAGAAACCAAAACUCUUUACAUAACCGAGCUAAAAGAUGGAGACGCUUUUGAUACUAAAAAGUCAGCCGGAGAAACAGAAGCUUUGCGGCAGUUUAAAAACCAUAUUUCCGAAAAUGUUCCUUAUAAAACCUUAAUUUUAGUUUGUUGUUUCAACCAAGUUGAUAAGAAAAAAAUUAUUCAAGGAUUCAAGAACAAAAUCAAACCUUCGGAAGCAUUUACCGGCCAGGAAUUUUGUGAGCUAACCGGGAUAGAUUAUCAGGCAAUUGUUAAAGAGAGAACUAAAAGGCACCCAAAAGAGAAUUUAAAAUUUUUUUGCAAUGAGUUGUUGAGAAUUGACGAAUGCAGAAAAAUUAUCUUAGAAAUUCUCCAAAAAAAUUAA
Messenger RNA from Racocetra persica, 805 nucleotides. The record is from the annotation of a GenBank genome assembly. Lineage: Eukaryota; Fungi; Glomeromycota; Glomeromycetes; Diversisporales; Gigasporaceae.